Melanaphis sacchari is the source of this 1434-nucleotide messenger RNA. RefSeq lists its product as uncharacterized. NCBI's taxonomy places the organism in Eukaryota, Metazoa, Arthropoda, Insecta, Hemiptera, Aphididae. Gene Ontology annotation, molecular function: protein dimerization activity. The transcript is spliced from 2 exons. The record is from RefSeq and is a predicted model, not a curated record. The coding region runs from base 1 to 1434 and encodes 477 amino acids.
AUGCAUUUAAGGAGUUCUAUAGCAACAUUUAAUUUUAAAAAACUCAAAGACAUUAAAAGUUCUUUGUCGAAUCAAAUCGAUAACGAAGUAAAAAAAUGGAAAGAAAUAUUAACCAUAUUAUUCGACACUGUACGUACUUUAUGUGCAUCUGGUUUACCUCUUAGAGGCCAUCGUGAAAAUAUUGGAAUUCCUGGUAAUCAUGGAAUUUAUUUAAAUAUUAUUGAUUUAAUAUCUAGACAUAAUUCAACUCUUAUCUCCCAUUUGAACUCCAAUAGUAAAAUUAAAUAUUUAAGUAAAACGAUUACGAAUGAAGUUUUAGAAACUUUAGCAUUAGAAACUAAAUCUCUUAUAAUCAAGCAAUGUAAAAAGGCUAAAUUUUUUACUUUGUUGGCUGAUUCAACUACUGAUGUUGCUCAUUUAGAACAAAUGGCAAUUCUAUUGAGAUACGUACAAAUAGAUCCAGAAUGUGAACAAAGUAUUGUAAUUAAAGAAAGUUUUAUCGGAUUUUAUAGCAUGAAUAAAGGCGAUGCUGAAAGUAUUUGUAAUUUUAUGAUAAAAACGAUUUUUGAGGAUAUUGGUCUAAACAAAUCAUUUAUGGUUGGUCAAGGAUUUGAUGGUGCUAAUGUUAUGUCGGGAAAACAUGGUGGAUUACAAGCGAAACUGAAUGAAUUUUUAGCUUCAAAGACUAUGGAAUGUGCUUUGAAAAAACUAAAAUUAAUGCGAUCAGAAAAAUAUUAUACUGACUUAAUAAUUCGAGCCAAAGAAAACUGGGAACUUGACAACGAAUUUCCAGAAACACGUAUUCGACGGGUGAAGAGUAUGGCCGGUGAAGUAGCAAGAGAUAUCGGACAUUCCGCUCGUGAAAAACAUAGAUUAGGUUAUUUUCAGGCUUGUGAUAAUAUGAUAAACGAGUUAGAAAUUAGAACAACAAAUUUUACGUCUCUUCAUAAACUAUUUGAUUUCCUUCAACCAUCUAAACUUAAAGAUAUUACUAAUGAUGAGUUAGAUAUACAUACAAGAAAUUUAAUUUCCAAGUAUAAAUGUUUUUCAACCGACCUAAAACUUGAUAUAAGAACAUUUAUUGAUUGUUACUUUGUUGACGGUGUACAAUGCCAUGAGAAUAACGAACAUAGUGUUUACACGUACUUGAAAUUUAUAACCGAUUUGAAAUUAGAAGAUAGCAUAAAAGAAAUGCAACUUCUAUGUAGAAUAUUUCUUACGUUACCUAUUAGUACUGCCAGUGCAGAGAGAUCAAUGAGCUCAUUGAAAAAAAUCAAAGAUUACCGUAGAUCAACAUUGAGUGAAGACCGCCUUAAUGAUUAUGCAAUGCUUUACAUAGAAAGAGAUACAGCAGAAUUAAUAGAUUUACAAUCUACCAUCAAAAUUUUUUCAGAAAAAAAAGCUAGAAAAGGUUAUAAAAGUGAAUUAUUAUAA